Molecule: messenger RNA, 1448 nt
Organism: Triticum aestivum (bread wheat)
Lineage: Eukaryota; Viridiplantae; Streptophyta; Magnoliopsida; Poales; Poaceae
Exons: 7
Coding region: 203-1153 (316 amino acids)
Molecular function (GO): protein binding
Source: RefSeq, a predicted model, not a curated record
UAGAACUAGGAAGGAAUCAGUUUUUUCUCGAAUCAGAAAAAAAAAGAGGAAGGUUAAUCACGUCACGUCCAUAUAAAAUGCCCUCCCCCCUCGCGCCUCAAGCCCUCCACCGUCGGCGGUGGAAGCCAUUGGCAGGCGCACACUAGCUCGAUCAGCCUGCCCCCAAAACUCAGAGGAGAGCAGGGGAAGGCCUGCCGGGGCUAUGGGCAACACCGGGAGUAGAUCUCCUGCAAGCUUAGGAAAAUCUCAUGUUCCAGAUUUAGAAUGGAAAAUUCAUGACUUCUCAGCCCUACUUGAGACAGGAGCUAAGUCAGCAAAAUCUUCUCAUUUUCACUACUCCGGGUACAAGUGGUUCCUGAAAGUGAUACCAAUGCAUAAAAAACCUGGCGCUGAAACUCCAUAUGUUAGUCUUUGUCUUAAGCUAGGCUCGAAAACCCUGGAGCCGUGUGACACGGUAAAUGCGGUGUUUGAGUUAUCAGUAUACAAUCGUGCAAAGAGGGUGUAUUGUGGACGCAGAGCUAGCCACAACUUUGAUUUGAACAAUACACUCUCGAAGAAUGAAUGUUUGAUCCCUCUUCAGGAGCUACUAAAAUCAUCUGCUUUUCUAGUUGAUGAUAGCUGUGUCUUUGGUGUUAAGAUAUUGGAAAUUAAAUUAUUUUCUACUGAAAAGAAGGCUGCUGUGGUUCCGAAGAAGGUUACCACAGUACAGAACCUUUUUAUCCAGAAGAAAGGGCUCAUCAAAGGGACCUACACCUGGAUCAUGGACAACUACCACGAAUUGGACUCGAAGUACUUUGUUUGUUCUCCUACAUUCGAAGUUGGUGGACAUAAAUGGCAUGUUGGUAUGUAUCCGCAUGGUCGCAGAAACAUCACCAACCAUGUCUCCUUGUUCUUAUACCUGGAGUCCUCGGAUAAGCUCUGUGACGAGUCUGGGAAGGUAGUUGAAUUGACUCUAUCCAUCCUGGACCAAAAGAACGGGAAACACUCCACCAUAACUUCAGGUCUCUUGGUGUUUGGAGGUGAAAGCAGCCGGGGAUGGUCCAAGUUCCUUACAGUAAAAAAAUUCAAGAAUCCGUCGAGAGGCUAUGUUGUAGGAUCAAGAUGUGUCGUCAAGACAGAUUUCACUAUCGUUGGCUCAUCCAAUGAUGGAUAGAUCGUUAGCUCAUGGCCCUUGCAUCCUAAGUUAGUCCAAAAUGGAGUCACUUAUUUUAGGGCGGAGGAAGUACUUGCUAGUAUUAUGUCAUACUGUGUUUAUUUCCUUUUUUUUCAUAUAUUGUUUUGGUAGCAGUACUAACACGAUCAUCCUAUGGUGCUAAGGACGAACUUAAGCUCUGGAAGUUGAGAACAUGCAAGUUUAAUUUUGGACAAUGCGGUGUUUGAAAGUACUUCAAUAUGGCACGGAUGAUGCAAUUAUUUUGGUUGGCUUAUUACCGCUCUACUUAAUUUUC